Pestalotiopsis fici W106-1 is the source of this 2274-nucleotide messenger RNA. Its product is annotated as Alpha-galactosidase 2. The transcript has 2 exons. Gene Ontology annotation, molecular function: alpha-galactosidase activity. Gene Ontology annotation, biological process: carbohydrate catabolic process. NCBI's taxonomy places the organism in Eukaryota, Fungi, Ascomycota, Sordariomycetes, Amphisphaeriales, Sporocadaceae. Bases 1 to 2274 code for a protein of 757 amino acids. The record is from RefSeq and is a predicted model, not a curated record.
AUGGUUGUCUUGAACGCUGCCGCGACAGUCUUGUCGCUGUGUGUGGGCUCGGCAUGGAGCCUUGCCGUGGAGAGAGAUUAUACAGAGCAAUCCCAGUGGAUAACGGUUGGCGAUGGCCCAUCCUUUUCCCUCUCUUCUGGCAACGUUUCAUACCAAUUUCAUGUCGACAAUGCCACAUUGGAUCUCGUUCAUGACCACUGGGGCGCCUAUGCUGCCGAGACCGUACCCGACUACUACGGCAACCAAGGCGGCUGGGGAGGCACAUACACUUAUCGCCGUCGCGAGUUUCCCGAUCUUGGACGAGGUGACUUUAGAGUUCCUGCAAUUCAUAUUGAACACGCCGACGGCAACACGGUGUCGGCCUUUUCUUAUACAGGCUACGACAUAAGCUCGGGAAAGCCAUCACUUCCUGGGCUUCCCGCGACCUUUGGCAGCGAUGGAGAUGUCUCUACACUUACAAUUCACAUGUUCGACAACUAUUCGGCCAUUGCCGCGGAUCUACACUAUUCCAUUUUCCCCCAAUUUGGAGCCAUUGCUCGUAGCUUUCAGGUGACAAAUCAGGGUAAUCAAAGUGUCUCAAUUUUGCGCGCCAGCAGCUGGAGUAUCGACAUGCCAAACCAAGAGCUUGAGAUGCUUGACCUCCAUGGCGAUUGGGGAGCAGAAAACCACAUCAACAGGCGACCUGUUGUGUAUGGCGAGCAAGGCUUUCGCUCUACUGCUGGCUAUUCUUCACAUUUCCACAAUCCUUUCCUCGCUUUGGCCCCACCUGACACGACCGAGUUCACUGGGCCUGCAACCGGUUAUUCACUGAUCUACACUGGCUCAUUUGCAGCUGAUGUCGAACGCUGGUCGACUGGAUGGGUCCGAGUACUGCUUGGUUUGAACCCCCUUCAUCUGUCUUGGCCCCUCGGCCCAGGAGAAACUUUCACAUCGCCCGAGGUUGUUUCUGUAUACUCUGAGCAGGGUCUCGGCGGCAUGUCCCGAGGAUUCCACUCUUUAUACAGGAAUCACUUGGCCAGAUCUAAUCUCACUCACGAGACCCGACCUCCGCUGUUGAAUUCCUGGGAAGGCCUCGGUGCAAACAUUAAUGAGACUGCCAUGGUCAAAUUAGCUUCAGAAGCUGCUGGCCUUGGCUGCAGUCUCAUUGUAAUGGACGACGGCUGGUUUGGUACAGACUUUCCGAGAGACAAUGACAGUCUCGGCCUCGGUGAUUGGACGCCAGACCCUCGAAAAUUCCCUGAUGGCUUGGGACCGUUUGUCGAUGAGGUGACCAACAUUACUGUCAAUUCCACGACAGGAUCCAGCGGCUCCGAUAAGCUGAUUUUCGGUAUCUGGGUCGAGCCUGAGAUGGUAAACCCCGAAUCAGACCUCUACCUGGAACACCCAGACUGGGUCAUGUCCGCAGGAGACCACCAACGCACGCUUGUGCGUAACCAACUUGUUCUCAACGUUGGACUUCCCGAGGUACAGGAUUACAUCAUCAGCGUCAUCGAAAAGGUGCUGGACUCUGCGCCUAUUAGCUACGUAAAAUGGGACAAUAACCGCGGAAUGCACGAGAUGCCUUCUCCUUCUGCGGACCACGCUUACAUGCUUGGACUGUAUCGAGUUAUAGACAACCUCACCACGGCACACCCGGAGAUCCUCUGGGAGGGUUGUGCUUCCGGAGGUGGCCGUUUCGAUCCUGGACUCUACCACUACUGGCCACAGACUUGGACCAGCGACGACUCGGAUGGUUUGGAGCGGCUGUACAUUCAGUUUGGCACCUCGUACCCAUAUCCUCCUUCCGCCAUGGCCUGUCACGUCAGCAACGUGCCCAACCAACAGACUGGACGCACAACGCCUCUCGCAUUCCGCGCCGCUGUCGCGUCCAUGUGUGGAUCUUUUGGGUUCGAGCUCGACCCCGAGGAGCUCGAUGCCGCUGACACGGAAGCUAUUCCGGGCAUCAUCGAGAGACAGCAGCAGAUCAACCCGAUUGUGAUUAAUGGCGACUUUUACAGGCUCGCACUACCAGACCAAUCUAACUGGCCUGCCGCCAUGUUUGUCUAUCCAGACGCCAGCUCGGCGGUGCUGUUUGCCUUCCAGGUCCGCUCGACAAUCAAGCCACUCCCAAAUUUGCUCAAACUCAAGGGACUAGACCCAACUGCCAAAUAUACUGUGGGCAAUGGCACGACGAGCGAGACUUGGUCUGGAUCGACGCUCAUGAAUAUUGGAUUGAGCUUGCAGUGGCCCAACGAAGAUUAUCAGUCAUUUGUCUUGUUUGUGGACAAGCAGUAG